CAAUUGUUCAAUUGAAAGUCUACCUCCCAAUAUACUUCAUUCUAUCACAUUGAUUUGAUUCAAAAUGAAACAAACUGGUGCUAAUUCCACAGGAUCAACUGGUCGCAAUAACUCAUUUGAAAAAAAACACAAUCGUUCAACUUCGAAAAACAGUAAUAAUGGAAACUCAAAGAAAUUAGAAUCAAACAGCUCAAGUGCAUCUAAUUCUUCUCCAAGUAAUGGUAAUGCAGUCACUUCUCAAUUGAAUUUGUUGAACGAUGAAGAAUUACAAGCUCAUUUGAAUGAUCGUUUAUUAUAUUUGAUUGUUAAUUCAAUUGGUUCACAAGUUAAUAUUUUAACUAAUUCCGGGACAAUUGUUAAAGGUGUUUUACAAAAUGUUGAUCCUAAAUCUAUGAAGAUCAUUGUUAAAAAUGAUGGUGAAGGUCAAUUUACAAGUUUCAAUUAUGAAGAUUUAUUAGAAUUUGAAUUGGAAAAUGUUGAUUUAUUCAACAAUUCAUAUGUUUCAAACAAAGCUUCUUCUGGGUUCAGAACUGAUCAAGAUAUUGGAUUCAAAAAUAGUAAUGCCCCACGUCAAGAAAUGGAAAAAUGGGUUCCUGAUGCUGCAUUAGAUGUUUCUUUAGAUCAAUUAACUUUUGAUGAAAAUGAUCCAAAUGGAAACGUUAAAAGUUGGGAUCAAUUUGAAACAAAUGAAGUUAAAUUUGGUGUUAAAUCUGAAUUCGAUGAAGAAUUAUACACUACAAAGAUUAAUAAGAAUGAUCCAAAUUAUCAAAAAAAUUUGGAAAAAGCUACUAAAUUAGCUGCUGAAAUUGAAUCACAAUCUUAUAAUGGUAAUAUCCAUCUUGCUGAAGAACGUGGUUUGAAAUUUGAUGAUAGUGGAGUCGAUGAAGAAGAUAAAUAUUCUGGUGUUGAUAGAUCAGUUUCAGUUGAUGCUAAAGGUGAUGCCUUAUUCCAAUCUUUGAUCAAUAAGGAUUCUAAAAACUUUCAAUUUGGUGAUGAGAAAUCCAAAUAUGUUCCUCCAAGUCAACGUUCUAAGAUCCAAAAUAUUGAUCCUUCAAUUGUUUCUGCAACUAAUAACGGAACCAAACCUACACCUGCUCCAAAACAAUCAUUGCCCUCAAAACCUCAAACUCAAGCACCUGCUCCUGUCUCAGAAAAAAUCAAGAAUGAUACAUCUGUUCCUCCAAAACCUCCAGUUAAAGAAGUCCAAAAACCUGAAACAUCAUCUAAACAAGAGAAAAAAUCAGUCCCAGAACAUUUGAAAAAAUUGAACACUAUCAACGAAAUCAAUGCUUUGAAAGAAUUUUCUCAAACUUUCAAAAUUCCAUCAAAGUUCCCACAAGAUUUAUUACCAAUUUUAGCAAAAGAUAAAUCAAAACAAGAGGAAAUUAUUAAAAAACAGGAUAAUUCAAAGAAAGACGUUGCGUCAUCAACUACUUCAUCCUCUAAUGUUGCUUCUCCAAAACCAAAGACUGCAACACCAAAACUUUCAAGUGUCGCACCAACUAAGAAAGUCUAUGAUCCUGCUAAAUCACAACCUUUCAAACUAAACCCAAAAGCUGCUGCCUUCACACCAACAACUGCAAAUACUACACCAUCUACAGCUUCAAAUGUUUCAACUCCAGUCUUCAAUAAAAAUUCUCCAAGGUUGGCUUCAAAUCAACCAACUCCAAAUAACUAUAAUAGAAAAAGGUUCAACGCUACACCAGCUUCAUUCUUUGGAAAUGAUAGAGUGCCAUCUUUAGAAAAGCAAUCCAAGAAGUUAUAUAAUGACUUUAAUUUCUUCAAAGGUUGUCUUGCUGAAUUUGAAAAGAAGAAAUCUGGUGAAAAUGCUGAAUUAAAUAAGGAUUUGAAAUUCUUUUUGGAAAAACCAUUUUUCACACCACCAACAUGGACAAAGGAUGAGUCUGAAAAACCUUACAAAUCGUUCUUCCCAGCAUUAGAGGCUAUAAAAUUCCAAAGAAUGAUGCCAACCCCUCUACCACCAAAUCCAAUGCAACAAUUCCAACCUAUCCCAAUGAUGCAACAACCUGGACCAUUCUUUUAUCCACCUCAACCUUUCAUUCCUCAACAUCAAAACUUUAUUCAACUGUCGCCUCAAGCGCAGAGCCCAGCUCUACACUCUGGAUCAAUAUCACCUUCCAAUUCACCUUUCCAACAACAGAGACCAAUGUAUGGUCAACACCAUCAUCAUAACUAUCAUCCAGCUGCAUCAAUGCCUUACCAACCUCAAAGAUAUGCUCCAAAUACACCAAUACCUCCACCAACUGGUUAUAAUCCAAAUUAUCCACCUGGUUCGAGUGGGAUUCCAACACCUGGUAUACCGAUGACACCAAUAAAUCAAGGACCACCUCCGCCUCAAUUCCAACCUCCUAGUGCUGGAUCUCAUCAUCAAAAUAGAGGUUAUAAGCAUUUCUGAUUUGUCUUUUGAUGAUCUGGUAUAUCGUCUUGAGAAAAUGAAC
Messenger RNA from Hansenula anomala, 2459 nucleotides. RefSeq names its product Pbp1p (gene PBP1). Gene Ontology annotation, molecular function: RNA binding. Gene Ontology annotation, biological process: cytoplasmic stress granule assembly. Gene Ontology annotation, cellular component: cytoplasmic stress granule. The transcript has a single exon. The record is from RefSeq and is a predicted model, not a curated record. Lineage: Eukaryota; Fungi; Ascomycota; Saccharomycetes; Phaffomycetales; Wickerhamomycetaceae. The coding region runs from base 65 to 2416 and encodes 783 amino acids.